Messenger RNA from Salvia splendens (bonfire salvia), 321 nucleotides. Its product is annotated as ras-related protein RIC2-like. Lineage: Eukaryota; Viridiplantae; Streptophyta; Magnoliopsida; Lamiales; Lamiaceae. Gene Ontology annotation, molecular function: GTP binding; GTPase activity. The record is from RefSeq and is a predicted model, not a curated record. The transcript has 2 exons. The coding region runs from base 1 to 321 and encodes 106 amino acids.
AUGUCGGGUUACCGAGCAGAAGACGACUACGAUUACUUGUUCAAGGUUGUUUUGAUAGGCGAUUCCGGCGUCGGGAAAUCCAACUUGCUUUCUAGGUUUACUCGGAACGAGUUCAGCCUCGAGUCCAAAUCAACUAUCGGCGUCGAGUUCGCCACCAGAAGUUUGACCGUCGACGGGAAAGUGAUCAAGGCUCAGAUUUGGGACACUGCGGGCCAAGAGAGUUGUAUUGUUCGAGAGUUGCUGAAUCUAGUGAUAUUGCUCCAGAAUUGCUCUGUAGCAAUGAAUUUUGCUGUUUAUGGAAGCUGUGCUUGUAGAUUUUGA